Molecule: messenger RNA, 1537 nt
Organism: Pteronotus mesoamericanus
Lineage: Eukaryota; Metazoa; Chordata; Mammalia; Chiroptera; Mormoopidae
Gene: STARD7
Product: StAR related lipid transfer domain containing 7
Exons: 7
Coding region: 10-819 (269 amino acids)
Molecular function (GO): lipid binding
Source: RefSeq, a predicted model, not a curated record
AUUGAUGAAAUGAAACGGUUGGAGGAAAUGUCAACUGUGUUUCAGAGUCCAGGGGUUGAGCACCACCCUCCAGAACCAAAAUUGCAAACAGAAGGGAAUGAAGAUUCAGGGGGCAAAGAGCAACCAUGGGAAAUGGUGAUGGAUAAGAAACACUUUAAGCUGUGGCGGCGCCCUAUUAUAGGCACCCAUCUUUACCAGUACAGAGUUUUUGGAACCUACACAGAUGUGACACCCCGGCAGUUCUUCAAUGUUCAGCUGGAUACAGAAUAUAGGAAAAAGUGGGAUGCCCUGGUAAUCAAGCUGGAAGUGAUUGAGAGAGAUGUGGUUAGUGGUUCUGAGGUUCUUCACUGGGUAACACAUUUUCCUUAUCCAAUGUACUCACGGGAUUAUGUUUAUGUUCGGCGGUAUAGCGUGGAUCAGGAAAACAAUGUGAUGGUGCUGGUGUCACGUGCUGUGGAGCACCCUAGUGUGCCGGAGUCUCCAGAAUUUGUAAGGGUCAGAUCGUAUGAAUCACAAAUGGUUAUCCGUCCCCACAAGUCAUUUGAUGAGAAUGGCUUUGACUACUUGUUGACAUACAGUGACAAUCCCCAGACUGUGUUUCCUCGCUACUGUGUUAGUUGGAUGGUUUCCAGCGGCAUGCCGGAUUUCCUGGAGAAGCUGCACAUGGCCACUCUGAAAGCUAAGAACAUGGAGAUCAAAGUAAAGGACUAUAUCUCAUCUAAGCCUGUGGAAAUGGGUAGUGAAGCCAAGGCCACCACCCCGUCUUCUGAACGGAAGAACGAGGGUAGUUGUGGCCCUGCCCGGAUCGAAUAUGCUUGAACAAGGGCUUUGGGAUAAGAAGGGACAGGCUGCUUCUAGCCCUGUCUCGGUCCCUAUCACUCUGCCACGGAAGGAAGACAUGUACUAAAAGAUGUCUGCUGUAACCACCAGUGCAAGAUAAUUCAGUAACUGGUGUCCGAUUUCAUUCAGAGCCCUCUUUGCUCUUUAUCAAAACAGAGAAGAAGGAGGCAUCCAUGGGGACAUUGUCAUAUUCUCAGGCCAAGCAUUUUACGAUUCAGUAUUUCAGUGAGCUAAUCUGGAACACACUUCAGGCCAGAAGGGGAUGACUUGUUUUUGCUCCCUCUGAGUAGUUUCCUCUGCCAGCAUUCCAGUUUCCAUCAUCAGUUCUGCAUUUGGACUUCCUUUAUUCUAAAGGUCCAACUGGAGAGUGAAAUUGGCUGGUUGAUGGUUCAGUGAGGGGUCAUCGGGAGUGCCCUUGAUAACCAUCCUAGUGUUGAAUGAAUGUGCACUAUUGCUUGGCAGUGUAAGUGCCUUGUCCUCACCUUGCUAUCUAUAGGACAUAAAGUUUGUACCAGGAAAUUUCUUUUCUUGCCUCCCAAAUACUACUCAUCGACUACCCAAAGCCAUUUCCUUUGGAUUGGCCAACUCUUCUGUAUUCAUGCACUGUGUUAACCUGGCUUGGCUCCUCAUUCCUUGGCUCAUUUACCAAGAACACUGGGAAAUGAUUCCUUUUAGACAGUAGCUUUCUGUGUUAUCA